Messenger RNA from Malurus melanocephalus (red-backed fairy wren), 4054 nucleotides. It is a transcript of the gene AJM1, whose product is annotated as apical junction component 1 homolog. The record is from RefSeq and is a predicted model, not a curated record. The transcript has 3 exons. Gene Ontology annotation, biological process: cell-cell junction organization. Gene Ontology annotation, cellular component: plasma membrane; apical junction complex. Bases 338 to 3577 code for a protein of 1079 amino acids. Lineage: Eukaryota; Metazoa; Chordata; Aves; Passeriformes; Maluridae.
CCGCCUGCCGUAUUUAUGGGAAAACAAGCGGCGGCAGAGCGUUGGGCCGAGCCGUGCCGUGCUGUGCCCUGCCGUGCCGUACCUUGCUGGAUCGGGCGGAGCCGGGCCAUGGCCCCCGGGGCGGCGGCAGCCCCAGCCUAGCGCGGCGGCGGCGGCUGGGUGAUGAGGCGGGGGCCGCUAGAGCGGCGGGUGCGGAGCAGUGCUGGGAUGGAGGCGCCACAGGCCCCUCAGCCACCUCAGCCCACCUCAGCCCCCACUGUUGCUGCUGGACCAGUGUGGGCUUCCAUCCUCUGAGGCCGUCUGACAGGGAACUGGCAGGAGAAGAGUGGCUUUUAAGAUGACACGAACAGACCCACCUGACAUCCUGGUGUCCACGGUGUACCAAGACAUCAAGGUGGCGACAGCAGCCCCUGGGGAUUCCAUUGUCUGUCAGCCCCUGCCACAAUGUGACGCCUCCAUGUCCUCAUCCCUGUCCCACGAGCCACAGCCCUUCAACAAGCGCCACUGCAGGAGUUUUGACUUCAUCGAGUCGCUGGAGGAGCUGGGYACCUCCCCGGCCAUGGAGCGCGCCUGCCCGCGCCCCAGCGUGCCUGAGRCCACGCCGGGACCACCGGGCAGGCGGGCGCCACCGAAGCCAGASCCCUACAGCGGCAGAGCCCCUGCACCACGGAACGAGCCAAAGCGCCGCGCCCGCUCCAAGAGUGCCCCGCGGGUAAAGUCUACGCUGACCCCGGUGCCCAUCACCGUGGUGGCAUCACCACCGACAGCCCGGCGGGGGCGGGAAGCGCUGCGGGUGGCACGGGAGCCUUCCCACACUGAUCCCUCGCCGCGCCGUGAGGGCCCAGUGCCGCUGCGGGUGCUGGCCAACGAGGUUCACCCCAUCAAGCUGCAGCCACAGCGCAGCAGCAUCAGCCGCAUCUCCCCAGUCUGCCUGGGCAGCAACUGCUACGAGGAGGGGCUGGGGGCCAAGGUGGGCGCCAGCCCCCACGUAAAGUGCCGAGUGGACAUCAAGCCGGAUGAGGCAGUGCUGGUGCACACGGCACGGAGCCUGCGGGGAACCCCAAACCGCUCGGAGCCGCUGCGCUGGCCCCGCACACCCGGGGUCGCCCGCAGCCUGGCCGUGCCAGGGAGCCGGCAGGCAUCCAUGUCCCGCACACCCACCCCCAGCGACUCCUACAGUGGGGAGCCCCCACUCCUGCCCUACCCCAGCGAGUACUACGAGCCAGACCCCCGGGCACUGGCGUACCAGACAGUGCCGGUGCCAGCCUCACGGGAAUUCAGGGAGUACCCCGACAGGGGCUGCAUGACCUUUUCAGCUGCCGGUGUCCCAGCCAAGUUCUUCUACGCAGAGGAGUCAGCRCGGUGCCCCAGCCCUGCCAUGCCCCUCCGCAGCUCGGGCUAUACCAGCUACCCCUACCCAAGUCGCCAUGCUGUGCCCCAGCCCUUCUACACUGAGGACCCAGCCAAGGCUGCUGUUCACACGAUGCCACCCCGGACAGUGUACGUGGAGGAGGCACGGAGUUACCCGGUGCAGGAGGCACCUGCUCGCACCUUCUAUGGGGACGACCCCCGCUAUUAUGCCCCACGUGGGACCCCUGUAAAAACCCUUUAUGCUGAUGAUGCUAGGACAUACCCAGCCCUCGGCUCCUCUGCCAAGCUGUUCUAUGCUGAGGACUAUGGGAAGUACCGGGAGCGGGAGGUGAUGUCACGCACAUGCCCCCCACCCCGCAGCGCACAGGCCCUGCACUUUGGGGACUGGUACUGCCCCGAGCGGGCCACGCUGCCCUACCAGAGCCUGCAAGUGUCACGCUUCACCCCGCAGCCGGCCGGGCGCGAGGCCAUGUUCUCCUCCUGGCACGCCAGCUACGGCGUGAAUCCACCACGGCUGGGCCGGGAGACCCAGCACUACUCCAAAUCCUGGGAUAACAUUCUGGCGCCAGCAGCGCGCAGAGAGGAGGCCCUGCAGCGUGGGCGUAGCUAUGAGAACCUGCUCACCCACGAACAGCACCGUGCCUUAUCCCCUGAGGAGCGCCGGCAACCCGUGGUGAUCAACCUGUCAAGCUCACCCAAGCGCUACGCGGCCCUGUCCCUCUCUGAGAGCUCCAUCCUUGAGCGGGUGCACGCUGAUGGCAGCCGCGGGCCCCCAGGCCGCUCCUGGUAUGUCACACCUGAGAUCACCAUCACCGACAAUGACAUCCGCACCGACGGGCUGGGCCGGAGCGACAGGCGCUCGGCCAGCUGGGACAUGCUCGAUGCAGGGCAGGAGCGUGGGCCCUACGCUGUGCCCUGUGCCCCACAACCCGGCCCCAGGGAAAGCAGCUCAGGACGCCAGCGCAGCCUGGAGCAGCUGGAUGAGCUCAUCACUGACCUUGUCAUUGACUACAAGCCAACACCAGGCCACCGUGCCAGGGACAGGGACAGCCUCGCCGAGCAGCUCAAGCAGCUCCUGAGCAGUAGUGCCCCGGGGCCCCCCCGGCGGGGCGAGGGCAGGCGGAUCCCUCACAAUGUGCCCGAAGGACCCCGACCCACAAAGGAGCAGCCAGGCCCCAGCUCCCACACUGGCACCCCACGCCCCCCACCCGCCCCGCCAGCCACCGGCCCCUUCGAGAAGUCACCAGAGAACUGCUCGCCCGACCUGAGCGCCGAGGAGGAUGACAUGAUGAUGUGCUCCAACGCCAAGUGCCGGCGCACGGAGACCAUGUUCAAUGCCUGCCUCUACUUCAAAUCCUGCCACAGCUGCUACACCUACUACUGCUCCCGGCACUGUCGGCGUGAGGACUGGGACACACACAAGGCGAGCUGUGUCUACGGGCGGGUGGGCAGCGUCUGCCGCCACGUGCUGCAGUUCUGCCGUGAGAACACCGAGGUGCACAAGGCCUUCUCGCGCAUCGCCAAGGUGGGAUACCUCUCCCGUGGCCGAGGCGUCCUCUUCCUGGGCUUCCCCAAUGCAGGCUCAGCCGAGAACUUUCUCCAGUUUGGGCUGGAGAGCCUACUGAUGUCCCCYACUUACCUGUCUCUACGGGAGCUGGACAGCUACUCAGAUAACCUGGGGGAUUAUGCCCAGGAGCUGCGAGAGACAGGCAACCAGUACGACCCCAACGAAUGUUUCCUGCUGAAUGUAACCGUGGCCGUCACCCAGAAAGUGCCAGAGAGGCCAUCACCGAAGAUGCAGGUGCCAACGGUCAGGAAAUAYGCCAAGGUAGCCUUAGCCUCCUCGAGCCCUGAGAAAAAGAUCUUGAAGAAGGAGCGGGACAUGGAAACGUUGAUCCUGACGCCACCACCCGGCACAGCUGACAUCGACAAGGACGGGGAGGAGGGCCGGAAGGCACGGGAGGUCUGUUUCAUCAACAUCCAGCGGGAGCUGCGCAUCCGCGGUGUCUUCCUGAGGCACGAGUUCCCCGCUGUCUACGAGCAGCUCUGCGACUUCGUGGAGAGCAACAAGCGCUUCACCCCCACCACCAUCUACCCCAUCGACAAGAGGACGGGCAAACAGUUCAUGUGCAUGAUCAUGGCAGCCUCUGAGCCUCGCACUCUCGACUGGGUGGCCAGCCCCAACCUCCUGGAUGAUAUCAUGUGAACGCAGGGCAGGGGGCACGCCCUCUGUAGAUACAUGCUGUCCUGUCAGAACCCCAUGGGCUGUGACACCAAGGGGAGGGGGCCGGGGGAGGGGGGGUGAUGGGAGCACAGCCUGAGGUUUGCUCUGGAGCCCACUGUCUAGUGAGCCGCUGCAGAGCCCUCUCGGGUGAGCAGUGCUUGGCCAGAGCGAGGGCACCCCACACACASCCCAGCCCCUGCCCACCGGGCUGCCACACACACCGAGCCCCCCGGGCCUGCCCCAGGGCCCCUCCAACACCGAGGGUCCCGCAGCGACCAUACCCUGUUGGGCUGCACCAGGACCGUGUCGCCACCGUGUCUGUGUAUCCUGGGCGUGUUACUGCGGGAGCGUCAGGUGCUGGGGGGGCCCUGCAAGAGAGACUGGAGGAAUCCGGGGUGUGCCGGGAUCCCACGGGCGCUGGGCACAGGGCGCCAGGGCGGGGGGGGGUCCCUGGACGCU